Molecule: messenger RNA, 969 nt
Organism: Maudiozyma saulgeensis
Lineage: Eukaryota; Fungi; Ascomycota; Saccharomycetes; Saccharomycetales; Saccharomycetaceae
Source: the annotation of a GenBank genome assembly
AUGCAUGGUGAACAGGAUGGCAGCUCUUCUAAUGUCAGGGACUUCUUUAAGAGGCCCGAGAACGAAGAUACUUUGCAUUAUUUGAAACGUCAACAUCAGGAACAAAUGAAGAGAAUGGAUGAAUUGGAGGCAAGCAGUUCUGUGGUCUCGCCGUUGAAACCUACAACAAAUAUAUAUGGGGGGUCAAAUAAGCCAAGUGGUGCUGCUGGUGCUGCUGCUACUGUCAAGACUGCUAAUGCUGGGGGUACAAGGCCGACGGUACAAGAACGACAACAAUCAGCUGGAAUAAUGCCGAUGCCUAUAACAUCGGCAUCGACACAUGGACAGUCGGAUUUACUUCGACAGCAAUUAAGGGGUGAACUUCCUUUACCGUCGUCAGCAAUGUCUUCUUCAACUUCGAAUGGAUUUUCUAAUAGAAGAUCAGAUAAUACUUAUAAUUAUGCACUUUAUAAUAAUGAAACGCGUUUACCACAACAAUUUAUUGAAAAAGAUUUUAAUUCCAAUUCGAUGUAUAUGAAAUCAAUUCAAAGAGAAACAGAAUCAUUGAGAGAUAUUGUUUAUCAACAACAACGGGACAUGCAUACAUUAAAUAUGUUAUUAGACGAUGAACGAACUAAAAAUAUUAAUCUUUAUGAUCGAUUGAGUUAUUUAGAAAAAAAGAUACAAAUGAUUGAAUUAAAUACUCAAAUUCCUAUUCAACGUCGUACAGUAUCUUCUUCUUCUUCUUCAGCUGCAUCUUCUUAUGGUGGUAGGCCAUUUGGUUAUAAUAAUGGAUAUCCACCAAGUAGUCAAGAUACAGAUAAUAACAAUAUUAAUGCUAGCAGGAUAUACAGUAAUACUAAUUCUAAUGAAAGAGCUCAUCAAUAUAGAAAUCAAGAAUUUAUAUCGUCUCCAACAACAAAUCAUCCGUUUUCAAUUGUUGACGAUAAGACUACGAAUCUUCUAUUCUCUAGAAAAACUACUCAAUGA